AUGACGACAUGCCAAGCAAUAGCCCGCGGUCAUUCCAACGCCGAGGAUAUGCAUAGAUCGCUCAAAAUACUUGCGUUAUUAGAAAUACACUUCGAUCUGCGAGUAGCAGCUACGCAUAUCAAAGGUGUCGACAAUAGCGUGGCCGACGCGAUAUCUCGUAACGUACCAGACGAAGCUCGCAUCCUACACACACGUAAAAUUACUCUCCCCUUUGGUUCAGAUAGGACCACACCAGCAGCCUACGAUCACACGUCAGCCUCAUGGCCCCAUAUGGCCGCGCUCCACGAACUGCUGCCACAGGUCUUAGCGUACAGCGGCGAUAUCUUGACUUCAUCUUCCAUAUGGGAUGGCUAA
This is a messenger RNA of Sphaeroforma arctica JP610, 354 nucleotides long. RefSeq lists its product as hypothetical. The coding region runs from base 1 to 354 and encodes 117 amino acids. The record is from RefSeq and is a predicted model, not a curated record. The transcript has 2 exons. NCBI's taxonomy places the organism in Eukaryota, Ichthyosporea, Ichthyophonida.